Messenger RNA from Daldinia vernicosa, 1117 nucleotides. Its product is annotated as RmlC-like cupin domain-containing protein. Lineage: Eukaryota; Fungi; Ascomycota; Sordariomycetes; Xylariales; Hypoxylaceae. Gene Ontology annotation, molecular function: manganese ion binding. The record is from RefSeq and is a predicted model, not a curated record. Bases 148 to 1080 code for a protein of 310 amino acids. The transcript has 2 exons. Gene Ontology annotation, cellular component: cell wall.
GCUUUCCGUUUCCUCUUAUUCUGUUUUUUCUUAUUUCCUUACCUCUAUUCCUAUCCUGCUUAAUAGAUAGAUACCGGCACGGCUAUCCUCUAAGACCAAUCUUCUCUCAACUACCAAGUCGUCUUAAUUACCCCUAAUAUCAUCAUAAUGUUCAAGACCGGUACUAUCGCAGCCAUCUUGGCUUUUUGCUCCAUUGCUUCAGCCGCACCGGCCAACAGGCGCGAUGAAUCGCGCUGGGCCAAGACAGACUCGGGUUCUCACACGACCCCGAGCAUCCACGGAACUGCAACUGGCUGGGCCCCUCACGAGGCUUCUUCUAGCUCGCACUACCACGUCUCGUUGAGCUAUUUCCAAACUAGCUCCACGGCAGAGGAAGCCGUUGCAUCCGCCACGGGCGAUAUCCCAGCACCCACAGCCAAUACCGAAAGUCCCACCGCCGCGCCGACGGGCCUAAGCAAAGUCCAGCAGAUCCUACUUUCGGACACUCGCGCCGACGCCGUCAACAACAUCCUCAAAGACGACUCCGACUUCGUGUUCGACUUCAACAGAGCGCGCAAGUUCGGCCCGGGCCAGGGCGGCGAGGUAGUCCUAGCCACGCGCAAGGCCUUCCCAGCUCUAACCGGCACCGGCAUCGGCAUGGCCGUCGGCUUCCUCGGCCCGUGCGGCUUCAACACCCCGCACGUGCACAACCGCGCCGCGGAGCUCCUCGUCGUGGUCAAGGGCAAAGUCGCGUCGGAGAUGGUCGUCGAGAACGGCGUCGAGAACGCGGACAAGAAGCCCCGCGAUAUCAUGAACACCAUCGAAGAAUUGCAAGCGACCCCCUACUACACGGGCGCCCUGCACACGCAAUUCAACCCCACCUGCGACGACGCAACGUUCAUCGCGCCCCUGUCGAGCGACGACUUCGGCGCCAACACCAUCGCCCAGGCAUACCUGGCCCUAGGGGACGAGACGAUCCGCGCCGCGGCCGGUAACCACAUCGAGGGCGCCGACGUCGAUAAGUUCCGCGGGAUUAUUAGCGCUGGUGUUGCGCUGGGGGUGGAGCAGUGUCUGGAGACUUGUGGGAUUGCUAAGCGUUGAUGAGUGGGGAGGAGGUGCGGGUAAGGGCGAGGAUGGG